CGCCCUGAGCGUUGUUCAUUGAAGAAGGAGAGGGCCGCUCUGUCGCACCUUCCUCAGCACGAAUCCAGUCAUGGCGUCCAAACUUUGCAAGCUUUUUGUCGGAGGCCUCAACGUGGAGACGACAGACGAUGGUCUCCGUGGCUACUUCGAGCAGUAUGGGGUGCUCAACGACUGCGUGGUGGUCAUGAACCAGCAUCUGGGACGUUCCCGCUGCUUCGGUUUCAUAACCUACUCGACGCCGGAGGAGGCCGACACAGCAAUGGCGUCCAAGCCACAUGUCGUUGACGGACACAACGUGGAGCUGAAAAGAGCCGUCGCUCGGGAGGACGCACACAACCCGGACAUCUCGGCCAACGUCAAGAAAAUCUUCGUCGGCGGCGUGAAGGACCACAUUGAGUCCGAGAACCUGAGCGACUACUUCUCCCAGUUCGGCGUCGUGGAGAAGGCCGAGAUAAUCACCGACAAGCAGACCGGCCGGAAGCGUGGCUUCGGCUUUGUCUUCUUCGAGGACACCGACUCUGCCACCAAGGCGGCGCUGACCAAGUUCCACACCAUCAACGGAAACAAGGUGGAGGUGAAGAAGGCCAUGAGCAAGCAGGAGAUGUCUACCACUGGCCGCGGCGGCGGAAGGGGUCGCGGCAGAGGGAUGCAGAGCUUUGGCGGUGGCAGAGGCGGCGGCUUCGGUGGGGGAGGCUAUGGAGGCGGCUACGGGGGAGGUUAUGGCGGCGGCUACAAUGGCGGCGGCGGUGGCUAUGGAGGCGGCUACGGGGGUUACGAAGAGUACGACAAUAGUAUGGGUGGCGGGUACAGCAACGGUGACUUUGGGGAGGGCUACGGACAGCAGCACUCCAGCUACGGUGCGAUGAAGGGGGGAAACUACACCUUCAGGAGCGGGGCCCCAUACAACAGAGGCGGCUACGGCAGGGGGGGCUACGGAGGCGGCUAUUAGAUUUCCCUCCACUUUUCAUACAGCAGCCAUGGGGGGAAUCCAGCUUCCAACGAACUUACACACCAACAUGGGUUUCUGAGUUGAAUUAAAGGGAGAGGUGCCCAUCACCCAUGCCGAAUGAAUGAGUCUGUCCCCGGGAUCCCGACCACCCCCACCCGGACCCCCAUCUGUCCUCUUAUUCCUCUUUAUGGACGUUACUACUAAGAAUUGUGAAUUAUUGAAAUGUAAUUAUGUUAUGUGGGGGGUACGUGCUCUGGACAAGUUUGUCACUGUUUGUGAAAUCGAUUUUUUUUUGGUCUCAGGGUUUUAAGGGAAGUGAUCGCUUGAGUUUCCUGAACCUCGACAUUUUUUUUUUUUUUUUUA
Molecule: messenger RNA, 1312 nt
Organism: Dunckerocampus dactyliophorus (ringed pipefish)
Lineage: Eukaryota; Metazoa; Chordata; Actinopteri; Syngnathiformes; Syngnathidae
Product: heterogeneous nuclear ribonucleoprotein A0-like
Exons: 1
Coding region: 71-949 (292 amino acids)
Molecular function (GO): RNA binding
Source: RefSeq, a predicted model, not a curated record